Molecule: messenger RNA, 1038 nt
Organism: Toxoplasma gondii ME49
Lineage: Eukaryota; Apicomplexa; Conoidasida; Eucoccidiorida; Sarcocystidae
Exons: 2
Coding region: 1-1038 (345 amino acids)
Source: RefSeq, a predicted model, not a curated record
AUGUCCGCCGAACGACAGUCGUCAUCAUGUGACUGUGUACUCGAGGCCACCGACUGUGCCAGUGGAACUGGAAAUGAAGGAGUGGCCUUUGCGGUCGAUUCCUUUCGAGGUUUCUUGCCCUUAGAAGUAGUGUGCGAUUGUCGGCCGUCGCCAUGUGAUGGGACACUCGAGCCCGCAGAUCCUAUGGACUCUCCUGGAACAUGGCUGGUAAACGACUUUGACGUCGAUUUCCUCCGAGCCCGUUUUCCCUUAGAGGAAACGUCCGCCGAACGACAGUCGUCAUCAUGUGACUGUGUACUCGAGGCCACCGACUGUGCCAGUGGAACUGGAAAUGAAGGAGUGGCCUUUGCGGUCGAUUCCUUUCGAGGUUUCUUGCCCUUAGAAGUAGUGUGCGAUUGUCGGCCGUCGCCAUGUGAUGGGACACUCGAGCCCGCAGAUCCUAUGGACUCUCCUGGAACAUGGCUCGUAGACGACUUUGACGUCGAUUUCCUCCGAGCCCGUUUUCCCUUAGAGGAAACGUCCGCCGAACGACAGUCGUCAUCAUGUGACUGUGUACUCGAGGCCACCGACUGUGCCAGUGGAACUGGAAAUGAAGGAGUGGCCUUUGCGGUCGAUUCCUUUCGAGGUUUCUUGCCCUUAGAAGUAGUGUGCGAUUGUCGGCCGUCGCCAUGUGAUGGGGCACUCGAGCCCGCAGAUCCUAUGGACUCUCCUGGAACAUGGCUCGUAGACGACUUUGACGUCGAUUUCCUCCGAGCCAGUUUUCCCUUAGGGGAAAUGUCCGCCGAACGACAGUCGUCAUCAUGUGACUGUGUACUCGAGGCCACCGACUGUGCCAGUGGAACUGGAAAUGAAGGAGUGGCCUUUGCGGUCGAUUCCUUUCGAGGUUUCUUGCCCUUAGAAGUAGUGUGCGAUUGUCGGCCGUCGCCAUGUGAUGGGACACUCGAGCCCGCAGAUCCUAUGGACUCUCCUGGAACAUGGCUCCGAGGCGUUCUUUGCAACUUUUUCUCGGCCUCUCCGACGAGCCUGCGGCAAACGUAA